CCAGGUGGACGGGUGAAAUGUCAGUAUAUUUCUGCAGUGGAUAAAGUGAUCUUUGUGGACGAUUAUGCAGUAGGAUGUAGAAAAGAUCUUAAUGGCAUCUUACUGUUAGACACAGCUCUGCAAACACCUGUUUCAAAACAAGAUGACGUGGUUCAGCUUGAAUUGCCAGUUACAGAGGCUCAGCAGCUGUUAUCUGCUUGCAUAGAAAAAGUAGAUGUUUCUAGCACAGAGGGAUAUGACUUAUUCAUCACACAACUGAAGGAUGGUUUAAAAAAUACCUCACAUGAAACAGCAGCAAAUCAUAAAGUUGCAAAGUGGGCAACGGUUACGUUCCACCUUCCUCAUCAUGUUUUGAAGUCUGUCGCCAGUGCCAUUGUAAAUGAACUCAAGAAGAUAAAUCAAAAUAUUGCUGCCUUACCUGUAGCAUCCUCUGUGAUGGAUAGGUUAUCUUACCUCUUACCCAGCGCACGACCAGAACUUGGUGUGGGACCUGGUCGAUCUGUGGACAGGUCUUUGAUGUAUAGUGAAGCUAACAGACGGGAGACAUUCACUUCAUGGCCUCAUGUGGGUUAUAGGUGGGCACAGCCAGAUCCUAUGGCUCAAGCUGGGUUCUAUCACCAGCCUGCUUCAUCAGGAGAUGACAGAGCAAUGUGCUUUACCUGUAGUGUGUGUUUGGUAUGUUGGGAGCCUACAGAUGAACCUUGGUCUGAACAUGAGAGACAUUCCCCAAACUGCCCAUUUGUCAAGGGUGAGCACACUCAGAAUGUACCUCUUUCAGUCACACUGGCAACAAGUCCAGCACAAUUUCCCUGCACAGAUGGCACUGACAGAAUAGCCUGCUUUGGAUCUGGAAGUUGCCCUCAUUUUCUAGCUGCUGCAACAAAACGAGGAAAGAUCUGCAUCUGGGAUGUUUCCAAACUUAUGAAGGUCCACUUAAAAUUUGAAAUCAAUGCAUAUGAUCCGGCUAUUGUGCAGCAACUUAUGUUAUCAGGAGAACAGAGCUCAGGGGUCGACUCAAGGAGGCCAACACUAGCAUGGCUAGAAGAUUCAUCUAGCUGCUCAGAUAUACCAAAAUUAGAAGGAGACAGUGAUGACCUUCUGGAGGAUUCAGACAGUGAAGAGCAUUCCAGAUCGGAAUCUGUGACAGGGCAUACAUCACAAAAAGAAACCAUGGAAGUCAGCCUUGAUAUAACAGCUCUCAGCAUUCUUCAGCAACCUGAAAAACUUCAGUGGGAAAUUGUUGCAAAUGUUCUGGAAGACACGGUUAAGGAUCUAGAAGAACUUGGGGCAAAUCCCUGUUUGGCCAACUGUAAGAGUGAAAAGAUGAAGGAAAAACAUCUAGAACAACACAACAUUCCCUUUCCUUGUUUAUUAGCUGGAGGCCUAUUAACAUACAAAUCACCUGCUACCUCUCCUGUUAGCAGUAACUCUCAGAGGUCACUGGAUGGCUUAAGUAGGACUCGAGGUGAGAGUGUCUCAGAGCAGGGAUCAACUGACAAUGAAUCCUGCACUAAUUCAGAACUGAAUUCCCCUCUGGUAAGGAGGACUUUACCUGUAUUGCUGCUAUACAGCAUUAAGGAGUCUGAUGAAAAAGCAGGAAAACUCUUUUCACAGAUGAACAAUAUUAUGAGUAAAAGUAUACAUGAUGAUGGUUUCACAGUUCCACAGAUCAUUGAAAUGGAGCUGGACAGUCAGGAACAGUUGCUGUUACAGGAUCCCCCUGUAACUUAUAUUCAACAAUUUGCAGAUGCUGCAGCCAACCUAACUUCUCCGGACUCGGACAAGUGGAGCUCUAUGGUUCCUAAGCCUGGGACUUUGGUUCAGUGCCUGCGUCUGCCAAAGUUUGCAGAGGAGGAGAACCUGUGUGUAGAUUCAAUCACGCCUUGUGCAGAUGGAGUUCAUUUGUUAGUAGGACUGCGGACUUGUCCUGUCGAAUCUCUGAGUGCAAUAAAUCAAGUAGAGGCCUUGAAUAAUUUAAAUAAAUUAAACUCGGCACUAUGUAAUAGAAGGAAGGGGGAACUAGAAUCAAGUCUUGCUGUAGUGAAUGGCACGAGCAUUGAUGUAAUCCAACAUGAGUCACCAGCAGAUGUACCAACCCCUCUAAUAAUUCAACCUGAACAGAGGAGUGUUAGUGGUGGAUACCUAGUGCUUUAUAAGAUGAAUUAUGCCACUAGAAUAGUUACUCUAGAGGAGGAACCGGUAAAAAUCCAGCAUAUCAAAGAUCCCCAAGACACAAUUACCUCAAUGAUUUUGCUCCCACCAGAUAUAUUGGAUAAUCGAGAGGAUGACUGUGAGGAGCCUGUAGAGGAAAUACAAUUAACUUCUAAAAAUGGCAGUGGGAGAGAGAGAAGAUCCGAGAUCUGUACUCUUGGGCACCUGGUAAUAACUACUCAGGGAGGAUAUGUAAAAAUACUAGAUCUUUCGAACUUUGAAAUUCUGGCCAAAGUGGAGCCACCUAAAAAAGAGGGCACUGAGGAACCAGAUAUGUUUGUCUCUGUGAUAUACUGUUCGGGCACAGACAGAUUAUGUGCAUGCACCAAAGGUGGAGAACUUCAUUUCCUUCAGAUUGGAGGGACCUGCGAUGACAUAGAUGAAGCUGAUAUACUCGUAGAUGGAUCCCUUUCCAAAAGUGUAGAACAAUCAUCAGAAGGCACCAAGCCCUUAUCUAACCCUUCUAGUCCAGGCAUUACAGGAGUUGAUCUUUUGGUGGACCAGCCAUUUUCCCUUGAAACACUGACAUCCCUGGUGGAACUGACCCGUUUUGAGACCUUGACGCCACGGUUUUCAGCCACUGUCCCUCCCUGUUGGGUAGAAGUCCAGCAAGAGCAGCAGCAAAGGCGGCAUCCUCAGCAUUUGCACCAGCAGCAUCAUGGGGAUGCAGCUCAGCAUACUCGAACUUGGAAGCUACAGACAGAUAGCAACAGUUGGGAUGAGCAUGUCUUUGAACUGGUUCUACCAAAAGCCUGUAUGGUUGGACAUGUGGACUUCAAAUUUGUUUUGAACUCAAACAUCACAAAUAUUCCCCAGAUUCAAGUGACUUUACUGAAAAAUAAAGCUCCAGGCUUAGGGAAAGUCAAUGAAGCAGCAGUAGAUAGACAGAUCACAUUUCCUUUAUCUCCAGCUCAUAAUAUUGAAGUGGAGAGAAAUGGAAAACCAGGACUGGUUGAAUUCAAUGAAGAAAUGCAGUAUAUGGAUGUAGAGGAACCACAAUGUCUUAGAUUGUGUCCGUUUCUGGAGGAACACAAGGAAGAUAUACUUUGUGGUCCAGUAUGGCUGGCUACUGGACUUGAUCUAUCAGGACAUGCUGGAAUGUUGACACUAACAAGUCCAAAGCUUGUUAAAGGCAUGGCUGGUGGCAAGUAUCGCUCAUUUUUAAUUCAUGUUAAAGCAGUGAAUGACAGAGGAACAGAAGAAAUCUGCAAUGGUGGCAUUAGACCAGUUGUUAGAAUACCAUCUCUAAAACCUCAGACUAACAAGGGCCAUUCCCUUGCUUCAUUGUUGGCAAAAGUUGCAGCAGGCAAGGAAAAGCCAUCUAGCAAAAUUGAAGCCACUAAUUCUUCAAGAAAAUCAGAUAAUCUGAGAGGCUGUGACUUACUUCAAGAAGUCUCUGUAACGAUUCGAAGAUUUAAAAAAACUUCCAUUUCAAAGGAAAGAGUUCAACGGUGUGCCAUGUUACAGUUUUCAGAGUUCCAUGAGAAGCUGCUCACUACUCUUUGCAAGAAGACAGAUGAUGGUCUGACUACAGAACAUGCUCAGAGUCUUGUACUAGACACUCUUUGUUGGCUGGCCGGAGUGUAUUCAAAUGGACCUGGCAGCUCAAAGGAAGGAAAUGACAGUUUGCUUUCUAAAACACGUAAAUGUGUCCCUGAUAUAAUACGCGUUUGCUUCUUUGAAGCUGGGCGGAGCAUAGCUCACAAAUGUGCACGAUUUCUUGCUCUAUGCAUCAGCAAUGGCAGGUGUGACCCAAGUCAGCAGGGGUUUGGAUCAGUUCUUCUAAAAGCUUUACUUGACAAUAUGCCUCUUUUGCCUGCAGCUGCAACAGGUGGAUCUGUGUAUUGGUAUUUUGUAUUGCUGAAUUACGUAAAGGAUGAAGAUCUGGCAGGAUGUAGUACAGCUUGUGCAUCGUUGCUAACUGCUGUGUCCCGACAGUUGCAGGAUCGCCUGACACCUAUGGAAGCAUUACUUCAAACAAGAUAUGGAUUAUAUAGUUCACCUUUUGAUCCAGUUCUAUUUGAUUUGGAAAUAAGUGGUUCUUCUUGUAAAAAUGUAUACAACAGCAGCAUUGGAGUACAGUCAGAUGAAAUUGAUUUAUCUGAUGUUCUAUCAGGAAAUGGGAAAAUAAGUAGCUGUGCAGCUGCUGAAGGUAGUUUUACUUCCCUUACUGGACUUCUGGAAGUUGAACCUCUGCACUUUACCUGUGUUUCAACAAGUGAUGGGACUAGAAUAGAAAGGGACGAUGCAAGUACGUUUACUGUGAGUACCUUUGGGGUUACCCCAGCAGUUGGUGGCCUCUCUUCUGGAACGGUUGGGGAAGCCUCGACAGCACUGAGUUCAGCAGCCCAGGUAGCUUUGCAGUCUCUCUCUCAUGCAAUGGCCUCAGCCGAGCAACAGCUCCAGGUGCUGCAAGAGAAACAGCAGCAGCUUUUGAAGCUUCAGCAACAGAAGGCUAAGCUGGAAGCAAAACUGCAUCAGACAACAGCAGCGGCAGCAGCAGCAGCAUCAGCAGUUGGUCCUGUUCACAACUCUGUGCCUUCUAAUCCAGUAGCAGCCCCAGGGUUCUUCAUCCAUCCUUCAGAUGUCAUUCCACCCACACCAAAAACAACUCCUCUAUUCAUGACUCCACCUUUGACUCCACCUAAUGAGGCAGUUUCUGCUGUUAUUAAUGCAGAGCUUGCUCAGCUUUUCCCUGGUUCAGUCAUUGAUCCUCCAGCAGUUAACCUUGCAGCACAUAACAAAAAUACAAGCAAGUCCAGAACGAAUCCACUUGGAUCCGGUCUUGCUCUUGCAAUAUCUCACGCCUCACAUUUUCUUCAACCUCCACCUCAUCAGUCAAUUAUUAUAGAGCGAAUGCACUCAGGAGCAAGAAGAUUCGUGACCUUAGAUUUUGGAAGACCUAUAUUGCUGACGGAUGUGUUGAUUCCCACUUGUGGAGAUUUGGCUUCUUUGUCAAUUGACAUCUGGACUUUAGGAGAAGAAGUGGAUGGGAGGCGACUGGUAGUGGCUACUGACAUUAGCACACAUUCACUUAUUUUACAUGACUUGUUACCACCCCCAGUUUGCAGGUUUAUGAAGAUCACUGUUAUUGGUCGAUAUGGUAGCACAAAUGCCAGAGCAAAAAUCCCAUUAGGAUUUUAUUAUGGUCAUACCUAUAUCUUACCCUUUGAAAAUGAGCUGAAACUAAUGCACGAUCCCCUCAGAGGAGAAGGUGAAGCUGCAAAUCAGCCAGAAAUCGACCAACAUUUGGCAAUGAUGGUUGCGUUGCAAGAAGACAUACAGUGCAGGUACAAUUUGGCCUGUCACCGGUUAGAAAUCCUCCUGCAGAGUAUUGACCUGCCACCACUCAAUAGUGCCAACAAUGCCCAGUACUUUUUACGAAAGCCAGACAAGGCAGUAGAAGAAGAUAGCAGAGUAUUUUCUGCUUACCAGGACUGCAUUCAGCUACAGCUUCAACUCAACUUGGCUCACCAUGCUGUUCAGAGGCUCAAAGUAGCCUUAGGUGCAAGCAGGAAAACACUGAAGGAGCAAUCUGAUCCAAAAGAGUUGAUUCAGAUGUCAUCCACAGAACAGUUACGCACUAUCAUUAGAUACUUACUGGAUACUUUGCUUAGUUUGCUUCAUUCUUCCAAUGGGCACUCUGUUCCUGUGGUUCUGCAAAGUACUUUUCAUGCUCAAGCUUGUGAAGAAUUAUUUAAACACCUAUGUAUCAGUGGAACCCCAAAGAUACGAUUGCAUACUGGCCUUCUGCUUGUUCAGCUCUGUGGAGGAGAAAGAUGGUGGGGUCAGUUUCUCUCAAACGUACUGCAGGAAUUAUACAAUUCAGAGCAACUUCUUAUAUUCCCACAAGACAGGGUCUUCAUGUUGCUUUCUUGCAUUGGCCAAAGAUCGCUUAGCAACAGUGGUGUUUUAGAAAGUUUACUUAAUCUCCUGGAUAACCUGCUGUCACCACUGCAACCUCAUUUACCUGUGCACAGAAGAACUGAAGGAGUUUUAGACAUUCCCAUGAUCAGCUGGGUUGUAAUGCUGGUGUCCAGACUACUGGAUUAUGUAGCUACUGUUGAAGAUGAAGCAGCCACGGCCAAGAAACCUUUGAAUGGAAAAGAGAGGGAACGAUUUUUGACAGGAAACCAGUGGAGUUUUAUAAAUAAUAGCCUUCACACUCAGAGUCUGAGCAGAUCUACUAAAGGCAACAGUAGCCUAGAUAGACUGUAUUCCCGAAAGAUCAGAAAACAGCUUGUGCAUCAUAAACAGCAACUUAACUUAUUAAAAGCAAAACAGAAGGCUUUGGUGGAACAGAUGGAAAAAGAGAAAAUACAAAGCAACAAAGGAUCAUCAUACAAACUUUUAGUAGAACAGGCAAAACUAAAGCAGGCUACUUCAAAGCACUUCAAGGACUUAAUACGCUUACGUCGGACUGCAGAAUGGCCUCGUUCUACUUUAGAUACAGAAGUAUCAACAACAAAGGAAACUCCGGAAAUUGAACCACUUCCAUUUACGCUGGCACAUGAACGUUGUAUUUCUGUAGUGCAGAAGCUAGCACUUUUUCUCUUGUCCAUGGACUUCACUUGUCAUGCAGAUUUACUUCUCUUUGUUUGUAAGGUUCUUGCUAGAAUUGCAAAUGCUACAAGACCAACAAUUCAUUUAUGUGAGAUUGUAAACGAGACUCAGUUGGAAAGAUUAUUGCUGCUUCUUGUUGGAACUGACUUUAACAGAGGAGACAUCUCUUGGGGAGGCGCAUGGGCUCAGUAUUCUCUGACUUGUAUGCUGCAGGAUAUUCUAGCAGGAGAGUUGUUGGCACCUAUAGCAGCUGAAGCUAUGGAAGAAAGUGCUUUGGGAGAAGAUGCUGGAGCUUCGGCUGGGGAUUCUGAUGACUCUCUCCAGCAGUCCACAGUUCAGUUAGUGGAAACAAUAGAUGAGCCUUUGACACAUGACAUCACAGGUGCUCCACCUCUGUCAUCUUUGGAAAAAGAUAAGGACAUUGACCUUGAAUUACUGCAAGACCUGAUGGAAGUUGAUAUUGAUCCUUUGGAUAUUGAUUUGGAAAAAGAUCCUCUUGCGGCCAAAGUCUUCAAGCCUAUAAGCAGCACCUGGUACGAUUACUGGGGUGCUGAUUAUGGCACCUACAAUUACAAUCCUUAUAUUGGAGGCGUUGGAAUUCCAGUUGCAAAACCACCGGUAACUACAGAGAAAAAUGGAUCACAAACUGUGAGCGUAUCAGUCUCUCAAGCUUUAGAUGCACGUCUAGAAGUUGGACUUGAACAGCAGGCUGAGCUGAUGCUGAAAAUGAUGUCCACCCUGGAGGCUGAUUCCAUUCUACAAGCAUUAACAAACACAUCUCCUACAUUAACCCAGUCUCCUAGUGGAACAGAUGAUUCGUUGCUAAGAGGAUUACAUGCUGCUAACCAAAAUGGCCAGUUGAUUGUACAGUUGUCGUCUAUACCUAUGCUAAGCACAUGCUUCAACAAACUCUUUUCCAUGCUACAAGUCCACCAUGUUCAGCUUGAAUCCCUUUUACAGUUAUGGCUCACAUUAAGCCUAAAUUCUAGCUCCUCUGGAAGUAAGGAUAGUGGCGCUGAUAUUUUCCUUUAUAACGCUAACCGAAUACCUGUCAUUUCCUUGAACCAAGCUUCAGUAACUAGCUUCCUGUCGGUUCUGGCAUGGUAUCCCAAUACCUUACUGCGGACAUGGUGCCUUGUGCUUCAUAGCCUAACUCUCAUGACAAACAUGCAGCUUAAUGCUGGUCCAAGCAGUGUCAUUGGAGCUCAGGAAAGUACUGCCCAAUUGUUGGUGUCAGAUCCAAACCUCAUUCAUGUGUUAGUGAAAUUUCUUUCCGGCACUAAUCCUCAUGGAACAAAUCAACACAGUCCACAGGUUGGGCCAACAGCAACACAAGCUAUGCAAGAAUUUCUUACUCGAUUACAAGUGCAUCUUUCUUCAACUUGUCCUCAGAUGUUCAGUGAAUUUUUAUUGAAAUUAAUACAUAUACUUUCAACAGAAAGGGGUGCUUUCCAGACAGGCCAGGGACCCUUGGAUGCACAAGUGAAACUCUUGGAAUUCACCCUGGAACAGAAUUUUGAAGUUGUAUCAGUUAGCACUAUUUCUGCAGUAAUUGAGUCUAUAACCUUCCUUGUGCAUCAUUACAUUACAUGUUCAGACAAAGUGAUGUCUCGCAGUGGCUCAGACAGCUCUGUGGGUGCUCGAGCGUGUUUUGGAGGGCUUUUUGCCAAUAUUAUCCGUCCAGGUGAUGCCAAAGCAGUUUGUGGAGAAAUGACAAGGGAUCAACUUAUGUUUGAUUUGUUAAAGCUGGUCAACAUUUUAGUUCAACUGCCGCUUUCCAGUAACCGAGAAUAUAGUGCCCGUGUUCCAGUACCAAGCAGUACUACAGACAGUGUGUCUGAUGAAGAAAAGGUUUCAGGAGGCAAAGAUGGCAAUGGAAAUAACCCUAAUACUCAAGGAUCAACUGCGUAUGUGGCAGACUUGGUGUUAGCCAACCAACAAAUUAUGAGCCAGAUUUUGUCUGCACUUGGCCAGUGUAACAGCAGCGCUAUGGCAAUGAUUAUUGGUGCCAGUGGCUUACAUCUUACUAAACAUGAAAACUUUCAUGGUGGCUUAGAUGCAAUAUCAGUUGGAGAUGGGUUGUUCACUAUCCUGACAACACUUAGUAAAAAAGCAACAACAGUGCAAGUGAUGCUUCAGCCAAUUCUUACCUACAUGGCCUGUGGGUACAUGGGAAGACAAGGUUCUCUCGCCACUUGUCAGUUAUCUGAGCCACUGCUCUGGUUCAUUUUACGAGUGUUGGAUACAAGUGAGGCACUGAAGGCCUUCCAUGAUAUGGGUGGUGUUCAGCUUAUUUGUAACAACAUGGUAACGAGCACAAGAGCUAUUGUUAACACAGCAAGAAGUAUGGUUUCAACUAUUAUGAAAUUUCUUGAUUCUGGUCCCACCAAAGCAACAGACAGCAGUUUGAAAGCUCGAGUGCUAGCUUCUGAGCCUGAUAAUGCAGAAGGAAUUCACAAUUUUGCACCUUUGGGUUCCAUCACCUCAAGCAGUCCCACUGCCCAACCUGCUGAAGUGCUGUUACAGGCUACUCCUCCCCACAGACGAGCUCGGUCUGCUGCGUGGUCGUACAUAUUUUUACCUGAGGAAGCUUGGUGUGACCUCACGAUUCACCUUCCCGCAGCUGUGCUGCUCAAGGAGAUCCACAUCCAGCCUCACCUGGCCUCUCUGGCGACUUGCCCUUCAUCAGUAUCUGUUGAAAUAAGUGCAGAUGGUGUCAAUAUGUUACCUUUGUCAACUCCUGUUAUAACAAGUGGUCUCACGUAUAUAAAAAUCCAGCUGGUAAAAGCUGAAGUUGCCUCAGCUGUCUGCCUCCGUCUCCAUCGCCCUCGGGAUGCCAGUACGCUAGGCCUCUCUCAGAUCAAACUGUUAGGCCUCACGGCCUUCGGAAACACCUCGUCUGCAACUGUCAAUAAUCCUUUCCUUCCCUCAGAGGAUCAAGUCUCUAAAACAAGUAUUGGAUGGUUAAGAUUAUUACACCACUGCCUCACUCACAUAAGUGAUUUAGAAGGAAUGAUGGCUAGUGCUGCAGCACCCACUGCUAAUCUGUUGCAGACAUGUGCUGCUUUACUGAUGUCACCUUACUGUGGUAUGCAUUCUCCAAACAUUGAGGCUGUGCUUGUAAAAAUUGGGCUUCAGUCCACCAGAAUAGGCCUAAAAUUGAUUGACAUUCUGCUAAGAAACUGCUCAGCAUCAGGGAGUGAUCCUGCAGAUCUGAAUAGCCCUUUACUGUUUGGAAGAUUAAAUGGUCUCUCUUCUGACUCCACAAUAGACAUUCUUUAUCAGCUUGGAACAACUCAAGACCCUGGAACAAAAGAUAGAAUUCAAGCAUUGCUGAAAUGGGUCAGCGAUUCUGCAAGAGUUGCAGCUAUGAAAAAAAGUGGCCGGGUCAGCUAUAUUUGUCCAAAUAGCUCAACAAGAGAGUAUGGUCUUUUGAUGCCAUCUCCUUCCCAUUUGCAUUGUGUAGCAGCAAUUUUGUGGCAUAGUUACGAAUUGCUUGUUGAAUAUGAUUUACCAGCGUUGCUGGACAGAGAACUGUUUGAGUCACUCUUUAACUGGUCCAUGUCUCUUCCCUGCAACAUGGUUUUGAAGAAAGCUGUUGAUAGUUUGCUUUGCUCAAUGUGCCACAUCCACCCAAAUUAUUUUUCCUUACUCAUGGGAUGGAUGGGUAUCACUCCUCCUCCAAUGCAGUGUCAGCACAGACUGUCCAUGACUGAUGACAGCAAAAAGCAGGACCUUAGUUCAUCCUUAACAGAUGACUCUAAAAACGCACAAGCCCCUCUUGCACUAACAGAGUCUCACCUGGCUACUCUUGCUGCUUCAUCUCAGUCUCCUGAAGCUAUCAAGCAAUUACUGGACUCAGGUUUGCCUUCACUGCUUGUAAGAAGUCUUGCUAGUUUUUGCUUUAACCAUACUUCUAGCUCUGACUGCACUGCACAAUCAAUGGAUAUCACCCAGGACAGGCUCAGGAGGCAUCAUGUUCCACAGCACUUUAAUAAAAUGCCUAUCACGGCAGACCUGGUUGCUCCUGUUCUCAGGUUUUUGACAGAAGUUGGCAACAGCCACAUGAUGAAGGAUUGGUUGGGUGGCUCUGAAGUCAAUCCAUUGUGGACAGCACUUUUAUUUCUGUUGUGCCAUUCUGGUGCUACUUCUGGAGGACACAAUGUGACAGCACAACAGACCAGUGCAAGAUCUAGCUUGCUUUCUUCAACUGUAACAGCAGGGUUGACCACUCAGCAGCGGACAGCAAUUGAAAAUGCAACAGUUGCUUUCUUUUUACAGUGCAUUUCUUGCCAUCCUAAUAACCAGAGACUUAUGGCACAG
This is a messenger RNA of Phaethon lepturus (White-tailed tropicbird), 11097 nucleotides long. RefSeq names its product baculoviral IAP repeat containing 6 (gene BIRC6). The record is from RefSeq and is a predicted model, not a curated record. The annotation marks the transcript as partial. Gene Ontology annotation, biological process: regulation of cytokinesis; apoptotic process. Gene Ontology annotation, molecular function: ubiquitin-protein transferase activity. The transcript is spliced from 54 exons. NCBI's taxonomy places the organism in Eukaryota, Metazoa, Chordata, Aves, Phaethontiformes, Phaethontidae.